UGGUCAGAGGGAGGGAAGACGUGAGGAGAAAAAAUCCCGUUUGAAGGCAUUCCGCAGCUCUGGUGCCCUCAUCUAUUGUACCUCAGUUAUGCAAGACGCAACAACACCUAUUGUGAGAGAAAAACCUUGAGCAGAGAGGAAAACUGUGGAGAAAGAAGCGGAGCAGAGGGGAGCACGUUGGACAGAUUGAAAGAAGGAGCGCUGCUGCAGGAUUCCCACUGUGCUGAACACGGGACUGCGUGACAGGUCUGUGCAAGGAGAGAGGGAGGAGAGAGGAGAGAGGGAGGAGAGAGGAGAGAAGGGAGGAAGGUAGGAUAGGAAGAAGGGGGAGGGGAAGGCAAUUCGGCGCAGUGCAAGCUGACUGGAUGAGUAGCAGCCGCGACACAGGCACCAGCAUCAGCAUCAGCACCCCUAGCUGUAGCAUCCUUCUGUGUGGCUGCUGGAGAAUGUCUUGUGGCUGCUGUAGCAUCACCAUCACCCACAUACACACACCAGUAUCCAGACACAGAGGUUCCCACCUCUCGCCUUACACACACACAUGAUGUGGUGGCCACCAGAGAGGAGUUAGUAAGUGACGGAGCUUGGGGGACACGGGAGGAGCAAGCAGGGGACGACUGGAGGUAGUGCAAGCCGGAGGAGGGCUGGAACGACGGCGACUGGAGCAGCAGCAGCAGCAGUAGCAGCGGCACCAUGGCACAAGCCGCCAAGCAGCUCCGCAAGACCAAGGACCUUGCAGAGGCCGCCGCCCAGGAGCAGAGGGAGAAGGAGGAGGAAAAGUUAAAAAAGAGGAAUCGAUCCAGGGACCGCAGGCGCAAGGCGGAUGCAUCCACCAGCUUCCUGCGUGCAGCUCGUUCGGGGAACGUGGACAAGGCUCAUGAUCACCUCAAGAACAGACUCGACAUCAACACAUCUAAUCAAAAUGGUCUCAACGGGUUACACCUGGCUUCUAAAGAAGGUCACGUCAAAAUGGUUCUGUCGCUGCUCCACGCUGGCAUUGAGCUGGAAGCCACCACCAAGAAAGGGAACACUGCUCUCCAUAUUGCAGCGCUGGCGGGGCAGGAGAAAGUGGUGGCUGAGCUCGUCAACUAUGGUGCCAACGUUAAUGCCCAGUCACACAAAGGGUUCAGUCCUCUCUACAUGGCAGCGCAGGAGAAUCACUUAGAGGUCGUCAAGUUCCUGCUCGAGAACGGAGCCAAUCAGAGUCUCCCGACCGAGGAUGGCUUCACUCCACUGGCCGUCGCCCUCCAGCAGGGCCACGAAAACGUUGUGGCGCUGCUCAUCAACUACGGCACCAAGGGCAAAGUCCGGCUCCCCGCACUGCACAUCGCCGCUCGAAACGACGACACGCGGACCGCCGCAGUUCUCCUGCAGAACGAUCCCAAUGCGGAUGUACUCAGCAAGACUGGUUUCACACCUCUCCAUAUCGCAGCCCACUAUGAGAACAUGAGCGUAGCCCAGCUGCUGCUGAACAGAGGAGCCAACGUAAACUUCACACCCAAGAAUGGCAUCACACCCCUUCAUAUAGCUGCCAGGAGGGGAAACGUGAUGAUGGUCAGACUGCUGCUGGACAGAGGAGCACAGAUUGAUGCCACAACAAAGGAUGAGCUGACUCCUCUCCACUGUGCAGCCAGGAAUGGUCACGUCCGCAUUAUUGAGCUCCUGCUGGAACAUGGUGCUCCCAUCCAGGCUAAAACCAAGAAUGGUCUGUCCCCCAUCCACAUGUCAGCUCAGGGGGACCACAUGGACUGUGUCAAGCAGCUGCUGCAAUACAGCGCCGAGAUUGAUGACAUCACGCUGGACCAUUUAACCCCUCUUCAUGUAGCAGCCCACUGUGGUCACCACCGCAUGGCCAAAGUCCUACUGGACAAGGGGGCCAAAGCCAAUUCACGUGCUCUGAAUGGCUUCACACCUCUCCACAUUGCUUGCAAGAAGAACCACAUGCGGUCCAUGGACCUGCUGCUGAAGCACUCCGCCUCCUUAGAAGCUGUCACCGAGUCUGGUCUCACUCCUCUUCAUGUAGCAGCUUUCAUGGGUCAUCUGAACAUCGUGAAGAACCUGCUCCAAAGAGGAGCUUCACCUAAUGCUUCCAAUGUGAAAGUGGAGACUCCCCUGCACAUGGCCGCCAGAGCAGGACACUGUGAAGUCGCUCAGUUUUUGCUGCAGAAUUCAGCGCAGGUGGAUGCGAAGGCUAAGGACGAUCAGACGCCUCUACACUGUGCCGCCCGUAUGGGCCACAAGGAGCUCGUCAAGCUGCUGCUUGAGCACAGCUCAAACCCCGACUCAGCUACAUCUGCGGGCCACACUCCCUUACACAUCGCUGCACGUGAAGGACACGUGCACACCAUUCGAAUACUGCUGGAUGCUGGAGCGCAGCAAAUCAAGAUGACGAAGAAGGGCUUCACUCCCCUCCAUGUGGCCUCGAAGUAUGGAAAGGUGGAUGUGGCAGAACUCCUUCUGGAGAGAGGAGCCAACCCAAACGCAGCCGGCAAGAACGGUCUGGCACCCCUUCAUGUGGCCGUCCAUCACAACAACCUGGAUGUUGUGAGACUUCUGGUCAGCAAGGGAGGAUCUGCACACAGCACAGCUCGAAACGGCUACACUCCCCUGCACAUAGCCGCCAAGCAGAACCAGAUGGAGGUGGCCAGUUGUCUGCUGCAGAACGGGGCUUCACCCAAUUCCGAGUCGCUCCAAGGCAUCACGCCCCUGCACCUGGCCUCACAGGAGGGACGGCCUGACAUCGUGGCUCUGCUCAUCGCCAAACAGGCCAACGUAAAUCUGGGAAACAAGAAUGGACUGACCCCUCUGCACCUCGUGGCUCAGGAGGGUCACGUGGGCAUCGCUGACACGCUGGUGAAACAGGGAGCGUCUGUUUACGCUGCUUCACGGAUGGGCUACACACCCCUUCAUGUGGCCUGUCACUAUGGCAACAUCAAGAUGGUGAAGUUCCUCCUGCAGCAGCAGGCUCAUGUGAACAGCAAGACAAGGAUGGGCUACACCCCUCUUCACCAGGCGGCUCAGCAAGGCCACACCGAUAUCGUCACCCUGCUGUUGAAAAACGGAGCCCAGCCGAAUGAGAUCACUUCGAACGGGACGUCUCCCCUGGGCAUUGCUAAGCGGCUCGGUUACAUCUCCGUCAUUGACGUGUUGAAGCUGGUUACCGAGGAGUCCGUCUCUGCGAUCACCACAGAGAAGCAUCGGAUGAGUUUUCCUGAGACGGUGGAUGAGAUACUGGAUGUCUCAGAGGAUGAAGGAGACGAGUUGCUCGGGAUGGACGGAGCUCGCUACCUAAAGCUUGAUGACUUCAAGGACCAGGACGAUGACUUCCUCUCGCCGAAGAAGACUCUGAGAGACUUUGAGGGAGGCAUGGGAACCACGCCGUAUUCUCCUGCUAUACCCAGAAUCCCUUGUGUGUCGCCAGAGACGGUUAUGUUGGAUCAGCACACUCCCAUCCCGCUGCCAAAGGAGUACGAUGACGACUCUCUCAUCCCGAGCAGUCCCGCUACAGAGACCUCAGACAAUGUCAGCCCUGUGGCCAGCCCCAUUCACACGGGCUUCCUGGUGAGUUUUAUGGUGGAUGCUCGGGGAGGCUCCAUGCGAGGCAGCAGACACCACGGCCUCAGGGUCAUCAUCCCUCCUCGGACCUGCGCCGCGCCCACGCGCAUCACGUGUCGUCUGGUCAAACCGCAGAAACUGACCACGCCUCCUCCACUGGUGGAAGGGGAGGGGCUCGCGAGCCGCAUCAUCUCCCUGGGACCGUCCAGUAUGCAGUUCCUAGGGCCUGUAAUCGUGGAGAUCCCGCACUUUGCCUCCCUGGGCCGAGGGGACCGGGAGCUCGUGGUCCUGCGCAGCGAGAACGGCUCCGUCUGGAAGGAGCAUCGCAAUCGCUAUGGCGACGAGGUGUUGGAAACUAUUCUGAACGGCAUGGAUGAAGACUUGGAGAGUCACGACGAGCUGGACAAGAAGAGAAUCCGUCGCAUCAUCUCCACCGACUUCCCGCUCUACUUCGCCGUGGUCUCCCGCAUUCAGCAGGAGAGCGACCUGAUCGGACCGGAGGGCGGCCGGCUCACCAGUAAGCUGGUGCCCCACGUCGACGCCAUCUUCCCCGAGACGGCCGUCACCAAAAGAGUGAGGCUGGGACUGCAGGCGCAGCCAAUCCCUGACGAACUGCUGACACGGCAUCUUGGCAACCAGGCGACCUUCAGCCCGGUGGUGACCAUCGAACCACGCCGACGCAAAUUCCACCGUCCAAUCGGGUUGCGCAUCCCACUGCCACCGUCCUGGAGGGAGAGCGCUCGGGAUGCAGGGGAGGGUGAUACCACCAGCUUGCGUCUGCUCUGCAGUGUCAUUGGUGGAACUGCACCAGCUCAGUGGGAGGACAUCACUGGAACCACUAAGCUGAUGUACGCUCAUAACUGUGCCAACUUUACCACCAACGUGUCUGCAAGGUUCUGGCUGGCAGACUGUCCUCGCACAGCGGAGGCCGUGACCUUUGCCAACCUGCUGUACCGGGAGUUAAUGUCCGUGCCGUACAUGGCCAAGUUUGUCAUUUUCGCCAAGAUGAACGAAGUGCGGGAGGGUCGUCUGCGCUGUUACUGCAUGACGGAUGACAAGAUGGACAAGACGCUGGAGCUGCAUGAAAACUUCAGCGAAGUGGCCCGCAGUCGCGAUAUCGAGCUGAUGGAGGGCAUGCCGCUGCACCUCGAGUGUUCUGGGAACCUCGUGCCCAUCAGGAAGGCCACGCAGCAGCCCCGCAGCUUCAGCUUCCAGGCCUUCAGGGACAACAGGCUGCCCGUCUCUGUCAAGGUCAGAGACAGCAACAAGGAGGCCGCUGGCUUUUUAUCCUUUCUGCGGAAGUGCACCAAGUACGAGGACACGCAGCACGUUCUGUGUAACCUUAACAUAACCAUGCCACCUUGUGUCAAGGUUGUUGGGAGUGAGGAGCGCAGGAGGACUCUAACCCCUCUCGCCCUGAGGGAGCGCUACAGUGCUCUGAACGAGCCGGGUGUGGCCACAGUGAAUGCCAUGGAGAGGACCGAGAUCAAAAUCAACAUCAUAUCUGAGCAGCUCGGUUUGAGUUGGGCAGAGUUGGCACGAGAGCUUCAGUUUGGCACGGACGACAUCAACAGGAUCCGUGUGGAGAAUCCCAAUUCACUGCUGGACCAGAGCUCUGCCUUGCUCAACCUGUGGGUGGGCAGAGAAGGCAAAAGGGCCAAGAUGGAGAGCCUGUACAUCGCCCUGAGGAACAUCGACCGUGCGGAUAUCGUGACGUCCCUGGAGGGACAGGCCCAGCCGCCAGCGCCUUGCUCUCUGGACGAGGGCGCCUGUCGACUCAGCGACCGCGACUCCACUCUGCUGUCGCCCAGCGUCAGCAAUGAGAUCACGGACACAAGGCCGCCGCGCCUAGUGCACAAGCCUCGAGUUAUUAGACCCCCGUUUUUCAGAAGGGGUUACAUGCUGGUGCAGGAGGAGCUUCUGUCCCCGGCCUCCAUGAUGUACAACCUGCCCUCCCCACUGGGAGUGGAGCCCUACUGGCAGGAAGUGUCCAGCCUUGAGUGUGCCCCCAUAGCCACCACAGAGGAAGACACAUUAAUGGAGAUGUCAGAUGUUCAGGUGUGGCCAGCAGGGGUCAGCCCCUCUCUGGUUACGGUGGAGGACUCAUCGCUAGACGGCAGCAGUCGGGCUGACGACUCGGAGUGCGCCACGCUGUCCCUCCCCUACAGCUUGGGUCGCCCGAGCAGUGGAGCCAGCGGGGCCAGCGGCUCCAUCAUGGAGCUGGAGGAGGAGGAGGAGGAGGAUGAUGAGGAAGGGGAGGUUGAGGAGGAGGAGGCGCCACAGGAGCCAGCGAGUGCACUGGCAGAAAGGGACAGGGUCAGGGCCAGUGGCGCCGUACCCAAGGUCAACCUAAACGGCCAGCUGGGAGGUCAGAGGUCGGAUGGGAGGAGAGGGGAGGUCCUGGCGGCAGGAGGAGGAGCAAAGGGAGGAGGUGAAAGGCUGGGUUCAGUGGAAGGGAUUUCUGUUGUUGCAGGCCAGCAGGUGUACGCCCAGCGGUGUGAGGUGUCGGGACUGAGUCGGGCCAACGAGCACAAUGGAGACAACCGGAUGGUCGGAGGCGGAGCAUUUCAACCCUAUUUACCAGACAAGGACUCGCUGCAGGGCUGGGUCGGCUCGGUGACGUCGGGACGGGACGUCAGCGUGCGCGUGGCCCAGGAGGCUCUGCUGACUCCGAAGGAGGAGAAAGAGGACUAUGCUGCUGAGGUUCAGUUUGCUGAUCAGCCCGGACAUGGGCUCGCUAGAAAAGUGGGGGUGGAUGUGAGAAAAGGUGCUCAGUCAGUGCAGCGCACCAGUCUGCGGAGAGUUAAACACUGAAAUAAACAUACUACCCAGUCCUCCAGGACAGGAAAGCCACUGCCAAAACAUCCUCCAAAAAAACACAACCCGAGCGCAGAUGGAAAUGAGCAAAUGAGGAGAGGAAGACAAAGACUGAGAAGUGCAAACUACAAAAAGACAAACACAAGAACCAUCCUCAAGGUGUGAACCUGGAAAAUCACAAAAGAAAAAAGAAGAGGAGAGAGAGAGAGAAAAAAAAGAGGAGUUCAACUUGUAGUUUUAUAAGAUUUGUAAAGAAAAAGUCAACUAGACUAAGGCAUGAUGAUUCUUCUUCUUCUUCUUUUCUACAAAAAAACAUAAAUGUCAGUAAAAUAACCGAGAAAAAAAAAAACAGCAACAAAAAGUGCUUCCUGUGAACUGUAAUCGCAUGAUGACUGCUGGUGCAUGCCCUUUGACCUUUUGAACUGUCAUUAUCUACAACCUGAAGGGGUACAAGGUUCGGGGGGGCUGGCCCACGCGUUGGGUCUCGGGCCGUUUUAAGGACCUAACUCCCCCCCCCUGACUGGAUUGUUUGUGUCAGCGAGUUGAGUACAAUAACACUGCAGCCAAAAAAAAAGUCCCUCACUGGAUGGUUCUGUAAACAGCUCCGCCUCCGCUGAGCCGACCGACGCUUCUCCCACCGGACCCUUUCCCCAAUUACUCUCAAUGUGAUAUAUGCACUCUAUGCUACGUGGACAUGUGUCGGUAUGUGUAUGUGUGCGUACGUGUGCGUGUAUUUCUUCUCUGACGCAUGUGUUCCUUGCUUGGCGCUGAGCCCCGCCCCAUGAUUGGCUUCUUUGCCCCUGUGAUGUCACUGGCGCGCUCAGUGCUGGAAUGAGAAAGCCGCUGUGCCGCCCCCUGCUCGUGAGUGUUCCUGUCUGCGUGUAGCUGACGUCUCUUUCCUUGCUUCUUGUCGGUCGUUUCUUUGGGACGUGUCUGAUCCACCUCAGUUUCGCAGCAUUGUUUUGACUUCAGUGCCGAACUGAAUCUCUCGCUCACCCCCUCCCUUCGUGUUUUCACGUUCUCAGACGACGGGAAUGUUUGCUUUGGGGAAGGGGGUUGGUUGCUUGAUUGUAUUGUGCAGCAGCUCCACAACACAAAGGUCCACUUUUGUCCCCACCCUUUUCUUCCAUCCACCUUCUUAAUCAGUAGCCUCAAUCGAUAUGCAGUAAAAUCACAGGCGUCUCCAUCAGCGGCUCCUCCAUCUCAUCUGUAAAUCUCUGUGUGCUCCUUGUUUUCUCUGCAGUGGCUGUAGCACCUCACUGUCGACCUCUCAGUAGAAAGUGGGUGAUUGAGAGAGAAAAAGAAAACAUGGAGGUUGAGAGGAUUUGGUGCUUUGAAGGAUUUAAUGUGCAACAGCAUCGUGCUGCUGCGGCAUGUGAUUGUGAACGGAACUGUGCAACGAGCAUAGACAGGUAGCACUGUGAUCGUCCUAUUACCACUGACCCCAGACUGUGAAGACACAAAAACACUCACAUACACACACAAACAAAGAAAAAGCACACAUAUGUUCCCACGUAAUGAGAAAUACAUUAUUAGGAUUAAAUGAUUAUCGCCUGGUCAGAGUGUCGGAUAGUUUCUGGAGUAUGCCACAGCAAUAAAACUGGACGGCGAGGACGCAGAAGAUGGACACCAGGGCCGCGUGUGUGUACAUGACGGAUGUGAUACUGGAAUCGUCAGUAAAAGACAGGAAACAUCUGGACAAACAGGACCGGAGUUUGGCACCGGACAGCCGCGCUGUACCUGACCAGCCCGUCGACCUUGAUGUGACAGAGUCCGAGAGGGCGCGAUGACGCAAGAUCAGAGGACUCAGCUGUAGCAGUGUGGGAACGCGGAGGCCUGAGCAGGAUUUGUUUGUUUUUCAGCACCUAACGUAGCAAAAAAAAAUAAACCAGGACAUGUCGACGUCACACAACCUGAGAGAGUCUGCUGCUGCCGAUAAGGUGGAAACCACCAACUGCAUUUUCUUUUUUCUGAGAAAUUUUAAGUUAUCUGUGUUUCACGUAUUUAAAAAAAGUCCCACUUUUUGUUCCCUUCAUCUCUGCUGGUCACUCACUUUAUGCAGAACCCGAAGGCAGCGCGAUGAAGGGGUCACAUCAUAGUAGCACACAUUUCCUGGAAUUCAAAAUCCCAAUAUUUAUCUCAUGAGUACUGUAAAACGCUACUGUAGCCUGAGUGACUGAGACACCGAAUGAUUGAACACACAUCACGUGAAUGCACGUAUUUUCCACGCCUCAUCUGAUAGAGCACAUGUUUAUUACAUAUCACACGUUUUCCACUGUUCCUCCACUCAGGUUUUCAGUUCUGCUUGGUCAGAAUCAAGAGGUUUUUGUUUUUUAGGUUCUGCGUCCUCCUCUCAGAGACUGGGACACGACGGGAGCGUUUCGGGGUCAGACUCCGCUGUUUCGGCCGUGUUUUAGCGGAGCAGGGACGCGUGGGAAGGGGUUUGAAGAGGGAUGGUUUGAAUGCGAGUUUGUGUGGGUGUGUAUGUGAGAGUUAUUCGAUUCAAAUACCAAAAAGUACACAGAGUACUCAGUGUGUGGUCAGUAACCACGUCUCUGUGCCCUGUACAUGCAAACCUGUGUGUGGAGACCCCUCCUCGUCUACUGCUCAGCUCCUGCUGAGAACAGACACUUCCGUUUGUUGAGAUCAUCCAAAUUCAUUUAAAAAAAAAAAAAUAGGAACCAAAAGUUUUAGUGUUAGUGUUAGUGAAGCAUUUCUCCCAUUUAAACAAGACAAUGUAGAAAUCUUCCAUUUGUGCAGUUUUGUGUCUGAUGAUGAAAACACAGAUCGUAAAGUGUUUUCACAGAGUUACAUUUGUUUUUACCUAAAAGAAUCAACUGUUCUCACAGAGUCAAGCCUUUACUUCUGACUGAUGUUAUAGUUUAUUUAUCCCUCAAUCACUAAAUCGAUGCACUCUACUUUAUUCUAUUGGUCUUUUACUGUGUCUUAAUCCUGAAGAUUUUCAUUUUGGAUUAAACCCUAUUAUUCAUAUAUUUAAUGACACAAAAUUUACAGAAAAUUUUUUUAGAUUUCCCCUGUGAAUCUUAUCAAUCUUCAGUUUGUUGUAGGUUCUCACACCCUUAUAACAGUGGGGAUAAUACAUGCAAGUCAUUGAAAAUUUCAAGCCAUGAUUAGCAUGAAAAUUUAAAAUGCAAAGUUGUGUAGACAAGUCUAAUAUGGUGGCAAACCCUACAAAUGGAAAAUUCAUGGUGGCUCAACAGCUUAAUUCUUUGGGGAAUGCCUUUUGCAAUAAGUGUAGCAAAUUUGAUGCUUUUAUCACAAAAUGCACACGACGACGACGAGGAUGUAGAAAGUACAAAUAUCAGAAAAUAUAACUCAACUGUUAAAAACAACAGUUUAGACUUAAAGCUUCUGCGGUGGCUAACACCCGUCAUUCCAAACCAAACCUCUAGGGCCUGUUUUAUUCACACCUGCUUGUUAUUACCACCACUAACCACAGGUGUCGCCACAGAGUCAUUAUCCUCUUGUUCAUUUUACAGUUAAAAGACCAGAUGUCGAGCGAUUUCAAAAUCAUAUAAAAAGUCCUCUAAGAAAAAAUAUGUAUAAAGCUAAUUAAUGUAAAUUGUCACGCGUUUGAAUUUGCGAGUGAAGUGAUUUGUGAUCCUCUGCACUAUGAUGAAUUUAACUCCACCAUGUUUUAGUUGUAUGGAUCCCAUGAUACGUGUGUGUGUGUGACUGUGUGUGAGACUGUGUGUGUGUGGUGCUUGGUUUUACACCUGGUUGGAUCGGAGGGUAUAGAAGAGUGAGGAUUUUUACCAGGCAUGUGACUCGAGAGGACGUGUAACCUACGACGACGUAUUUUAAAAAAGAGUAUUGUAAAAUUUUAACUGUUGCGAAGAAUAGAAGAUCACCUAUACUCCUUUAGAAUGGAUACAUGACAAUGUAAACGCAAUAUCAUAUUACUCUAUCCUAAGGAAUGCAACCGCGCACAUGCACAAAAAAAAAGAUGUUUUUAUGAAAAUAUAUGUAUAAAUAUAUGACAAAAUAUAUUUAAUUAGAAUGCUAUGCACCCUCAUAGAGUUGUUAUGGAUGUUCUUUAAGCAUUAUCUAGACUAGGCCAACGCCCAUGAUCAUGGGGAAUGUAGAGGCUUUGUAGCUAUGACCACUUGUUUUCUUUUCUUUUGUAUUGUCCUGGAAGGAGGAGAAACAAACGUGAAUAUGUAUACAAGCCUUUCAAAUCAGAGUCCUUCUGACAUGACGAUAUGUAUAGAUCAUCUUACCCUGUACACCAGCUCAAACCAUUUACAAGACUUAAUAAACAAAGAUGUGACAAAGAA
Messenger RNA from Hippoglossus stenolepis (Pacific halibut), 10667 nucleotides. It is a transcript of the gene ank1b, whose product is annotated as ankyrin 1, erythrocytic b. NCBI's taxonomy places the organism in Eukaryota, Metazoa, Chordata, Actinopteri, Pleuronectiformes, Pleuronectidae. The record is from RefSeq and is a predicted model, not a curated record. Gene Ontology annotation, biological process: signal transduction. The transcript has 43 exons. Gene Ontology annotation, molecular function: protein binding. The coding region runs from base 691 to 6366 and encodes 1891 amino acids.